Saprolegnia parasitica CBS 223.65 is the source of this 1128-nucleotide messenger RNA. RefSeq lists its product as hypothetical. Gene Ontology annotation, biological process: phagocytosis. The transcript has 4 exons. NCBI's taxonomy places the organism in Eukaryota, Oomycota, Saprolegniomycetes, Saprolegniales, Saprolegniaceae. The coding region runs from base 1 to 1128 and encodes 375 amino acids. The record is from RefSeq and is a predicted model, not a curated record. Gene Ontology annotation, cellular component: nucleus; cytoplasm. Gene Ontology annotation, molecular function: P-TEFb complex binding; histone H4R3 demethylase activity.
AUGGCCGCCAAGGCGAGCGGGCGCACGACGUACCGCCACCGGCCCGUGCCUGCCCCGCGCCUCUCGAGCAAGGUGCAGGCGAUCAUUGACGACGCCAAGCGCAAGCACCGCACCGACAUGCGGCUCGAUGCAUGGACGAACCAAGGCUUCGCCGGCUCGGACAUUUGCGAUAUGCCCAUCGACAGCAGCAAAGACAUUCCGCGCGAGUCGUGCAAGGACCUGAGCGUCCAGCGCUUCAUUGACGAGUACGAAAAGCCCAUGCUGCCGCUCAUCAUUGAAGGGAUCCCGGAAGACGAAGGCUGGACCGCCUGCGACAACUGGCAUCUCAAGAAGCUCAAGAAGGACUACAAGCACGCGAAUCUCAAGGUCGGUGAGGACGACGACGGCAAGACGCUGCGCAUGAAGUUCAAGUACUUUUGCAAGUACAUGAAGACGCAGAUCGACGACAGAACGACGCAGCUCUUGCACGACUACAAGGUCCCGCGCUACUUCCCCGACGACCUCUUCUCGCUCGUCGGCGAGUCGCGCCGGCCGCCGUACCGGUGGUUCCUCGUCGGGCCCAAGCGGUCCGGCACGUGCGUGCACCUCGACCCGCUCGGCACCAGUGCCUGGAACACGCUCCUCGUCGGCCGGAAGCGCUGGGUCGUCUUCCCGCCGCACGUCGACAAGACGCUCGUCAAAGCAAAGGGUCUCGUAUACCCCGGCGAGGACGACGAGGCAGGCAACUACUUUGCCGACUUGCUCCCGCGCAUGCUGGCCAAGGACCCGAAACUCGAGUACAUGGAGUUCAUCCAGUACCCGGGCGACACGGUCUAUGUGCCCGGCGGCUGGUGGCAUGCAGUCUACAACAUGGACGACACGAUCGCGGUCACCCAAAACUACUGCUCGCACGCCAACUUUGACCGCGUCUGGCGCAAGACGCGGUCUGGCCGGAAGCGCAUGGCGGUCAAGUGGCUCGACCAAUUGAAGGUGCACUACCCCAAGCUCGCCGCUCGCGCCAUCCACCUCAACGCAGCCGACGACUACACCAUGUACGAGAAGAAGCGACCGAUCGAGGACGUCGAGGAAGAGCCCGAGCCCGAAGGCAUGAAGAAGAAGAAGAAGUCGAAGAAGUCGUCCAUGAGCUAG